GCGGCGACUUGAGCAGGCGAAGCAGAGAGAUCCGCCGCUGCACAGCUUCCACUCGCGAGAUCCAGGGAUAGCCCCUCCGCUCCCCGAUCGACCCCGAACGCCGGACCUGCGGCCCACCACCUCGGAGCGGAGAGCGGCCCUCAAAUUCUACCCAUGUCCGACCAAGAAGCAGCGCCGGCGGCAUCAGCGGCCGCCCCGUCCGAAGCCCAACCGGCCUCGGCAGCAGAAUCUGCACCUGCUCCCGAACCGGAGGGCGCACCGCCAGCCCCAGCCCCAGCCCCUCAGCCCGCUGCCCCGGCGCCAGCUCCACCCGCUCCCGAGCCAAAGAAGCCCAAAGGAGCAUCACCUGGUCAGCCGAUGAAUCUGGCAGUGGAUGAUGUGAAUGACACCUCUGUGACUCUGACGUGGGAUGCACCAGAACAAGUGGGACCCAAGGGCCUGGAUGGAUACGUGGUGGAAUACUGCAAAGACGGAACUACAGACUGGGUGGCUGCUAACAAUAAGCCUUUCCUUUCUACCCGCUAUGUAAUCCGCAACUUAACGUCUGGAGACAAGCUUCACAUUCGUGUAAAAGCAGUCAAGGAUGAUGGAAUUAGCGAACCAGCUGCCCUAGACCAGCCACUCCUUAUCAGAGAGAUUCUUGAGCACCCCAAGAUCCGACUGCCACGCUACUUAAGGGAAAUAUAUAUGAAGACUGUGGGACAGGCAGUGAACCUGCUGAUUCCUUUUCGGGGAAAGCCAAAGCCACAGGUGACCUGGACCAAAGAAGGGAAGCCCCUGGAUCCCAAGAGAGUGAAUGUGCGUAAUUCGGAAAAGGAUUCCAUCUUCUUCAUCCGCCAAGCACAACGUAGUGAUUCUGGGAAAUAUGAAAUAACUGUUAAAAUCUUAGAUGAGCUAGAAGACAAGGCCACUAUUGAUCUCCGUGUGAUUGAGAGACCCAGCCCUCCUGAGAACCUGAAGCUGGUGGAUGUGUGGGGCUUUAAUGUGGCACUGGAGUGGAGCCCACCCAAAGAUAAUGGCAAUGCUGAUCUCAAAGGUUACACAGUCCAAAAGGCAGAUAUGAAGACUAAGCAAUGGUUCACGGUCCUGGAACACUAUAACCGUACCAGCUGCACUGUGUCUGAUCUCAUCAUGGGCAACAGCUACUCCUUCCGGGUCUUCUCAGAGAACCCCAGUGGCCUCAGUGAGAACGCUGCUACCACCAAGGAUGUAGCACACAUCAAAAAAACAGCAAUCAUAUACAAGCCUGAGAAGUUCAACACCUGGGAUUUCUCUGAGCCUCCAAAAUUCACCCAUCCUCUGACAGACAGAACUACCACCCGGGGCUACAGUACUCAGCUUGUCUGCUCUGUCCGGGGCUUCCCUAAACCCAAAGUGAUCUGGAUGAAAAAUCAAAUGGAGAUUCGAGAAGACCCUAAAUAUGUAGCUCUCAUGAACCAAGGUGUUUGCUCUCUGGAAAUCCGCAAGCCCAGCCCUUUUGAUGGCGGUGUCUAUACCUGCAAAGCUGUGAACCUCUUUGGGGAAGCCUCUGUAGACUGCAAGCUGAAUGUCAAAGUCCCAGAAUGAAGAUGAUGCAAAGAGACUUAUGAAGAACAAGGUGAGCUUGAGUGCUUCCUGUUCAAGGCCAGCAAGACCCCUUACAUAAAACUCCUUUUUGGUCUCCCUACUGUGGAGACCUGUUGCCUUAUUUGCACACCUGACUCUGUGGUUCCUGCAAUUUGGAAGUGAUGCUGCCGCCACUGUGUGUCUUCAAAACAGAAGCUUUGCAGAGGCCAGAACUUGAUCUUGGAUUCAUUAUACAAAGAGAACUGACCAUGACCCCACAUGACAUGUCUGCCAUGUACACCUCUCUGGUCUUUGGCCUGGCAGUACAGCCACUACCAGUCAUGAAUAAAUUAGCCAUGAUAAUAAAAUAAUUCAUGUGGUGAACCUGGAAGGCCCUUUUAAGAAGUCACUGCUCAGUGAUGCCCUCUAGAGCUGAGUGCUUCCCUAUACUGGAUCAUCUGCUUGUCGAGAAACUAUGGCCUCCCCCAAUACUUGAGUGUCAACCCCACAAGUCAACUUCAGAGGGAUAGAGCAGAAAUCACCCAGAAUUACCCUCUCCUAGAAGGUGGGAGGAGUGGAACCAUUGCAAGCAAACAAAACUUCCAGAAAGAUUUAUGGACCAAGAGUGACAAAGGCUACUGAGAGGUCUAACAAAGAAUGUCACCUUCCCCCAUCAAUCUCUAGAUGCAGAGUUAUGGAAGUUUGGCAGAGAGUUACACACAGAAGAAAAUGCAGAUCCAAUGGAUAAGCUUUUCGAAAGAUUGCACAUAUA
This is a messenger RNA of Eublepharis macularius, 2317 nucleotides long. RefSeq names its product myosin binding protein H (gene MYBPH). Gene Ontology annotation, molecular function: protein binding. The record is from RefSeq and is a predicted model, not a curated record. The transcript is spliced from 11 exons. Bases 154 to 1566 code for a protein of 470 amino acids. Lineage: Eukaryota; Metazoa; Chordata; Lepidosauria; Squamata; Eublepharidae.